AUGUUGCACAUCAGUACUGGACAUCACAAGGACGAGAUCAUCCGCUUGUUCAGGGCCAAGGGCAUGUCCUGGCGUAAGGUGGCCGAGAAGCUGGAGCCGCAGUAUUCGACAACCCACGACUUCCUCAACAAAGUGGGCCAUCACGUGACCUUCACUCACUGGCAGAAUCCCCAACUCCAAGAGGACACCGAAGGCGCAGCCUCCUCCAUUUCCAGUGCUCGAUCUGUCUCCAAUCUGAUUUUGCUUUCCCUUCCUUUAUCGCACGACCACACCCUCUCAACCGCCACCAUGAAUUUCAUGAAUCCUCAAGUCACCAACUUGGUGAUCAUCCUUGGGAUGAUGCAAGUGUCGAAGCGCAUACCGUUCGAUGAUCCUCAGGUUCUCACCGGCGUCCGCAUUCUCUAUGUUGUGUCGAAUCUGCUCAUCUUCGGGCUUUACUACUACAUCGGCAUGAAGAUCAAAGCGAAGAGAGAUUUGACCACACUGAAAUAUGUCGAACCUGCGCCGGUGGGCUCUGGCGAAGAACCCAAGCUCGUCACCACCACGAUUCAAGAGUACGACCAGAACCAACUCACGGCAGCCUACAAAGCCCAGCUGAUGGGCGUCGGAAUGAUGGCUUUCAUGCAUAUCUAUCUGAAGUACACGAAUCCGCUCCUGAUCCAGUCCAUAAUUCCCGUCAAGGGUGCUUUCGAGAGCAACUUGGUCAAGGUUCACAUCUUCGGCAAGCCUGCGGUGGGAGAGCUCAAGCGACCGUGGAAGGCGUCAGGCGGCAUGAUGGGUAUGGGCCAAGGCGAGACAAAGAGCGACAAGGCCAGCAUCGAGGCUGCUGAGCGCGCCGGUCGAGGGGGAGCGAAGGAGGAAUAG
Cladophialophora carrionii CBS 160.54 is the source of this 864-nucleotide messenger RNA. RefSeq lists its product as uncharacterized. Gene Ontology annotation, biological process: protein targeting to ER. NCBI's taxonomy places the organism in Eukaryota, Fungi, Ascomycota, Eurotiomycetes, Chaetothyriales, Herpotrichiellaceae. The transcript is spliced from 3 exons. The record is from RefSeq and is a predicted model, not a curated record. Gene Ontology annotation, cellular component: mitochondrion; endoplasmic reticulum. Bases 1 to 864 code for a protein of 287 amino acids.